CGAGCCAGACCUGACGCCGUGGCUGCGAGGAGACGCAGCCGCUAUCGGCGGGAGGAGUGAUGCCCUGCCCCGCCUGGCUGGCGGGCGUGCGGCGGCAGCAGCCCCGGGCGCAACGCAAGAAACAUGUCUCAGGACUUGUGGUACGGAUUUUGAAGGUCACUGAUGCACUUCUGCAAACCAGUUAUUGCUCAGAUCCAGUUAAUGUUGUGUACAUGAGACCAUUAAAAUGGAUUUUUUUGUUUCUCGUCAUACUUUCUGUCACAGCAGUGUGGUACGUGGCUUUUUCUUCCAACACUGUGAUUAAGCAUACAAACCUCAUGUAUUUCUAUGAAUAUGAACCAAUUUACAAGCAACAUUACCUCUUCACGUUGCGGGAGCGCUUGAAAUGCAAAGACAUAAAUCCAUUUCUGGUCAUCUUGGUGUCUUCACGUCCCGAGGACGUGAUGUCAAGGCAGGCCAUCAGGAUGACGUGGGGGUCUCAAAGCUUCUGGUGGGGACAUCGAAUUCUAACCCUGUUCUUACUAGGUCAAGAUUCUCAAAGAGAAAACAAUGCUGCAGCCCUGUCAGUAGAAGACGAAAGCAUCCUCUAUGGUGACAUAAUUCGCCAGGACUUUAUGGACACUUACAACAAUCUUACCUUGAAAACAAUCAUGGCAUUUCAGUGGGUCACUGAGUUCUGUUCAAACACUAGGUUCCUCAUGAAGACCGAUACUGAUGUCUUCAUCAACACUGCUAACUUGAUAAAAUUUCUUCUGAAGCUAAAUUCGUCAGAAAAUAUUUUUACUGGUUAUCCUCUCAUUGAUAACUUUGCCUACAGAGGCUCUUACCAAAAAACAUACAUCUCGUAUGAUGAAUAUCCAUUCAGGUUGUACCCUCCGUAUUGCAGUGGGAUGGGAUAUAUCCUAGAUGGAAAACUGGCCCUGAGAAUUUAUGAACUGAUGAGUCAUAUCAAACCCAUUAAAUUUGAGGAUGUUUAUGUUGGAAUUUGCUUAAAUCUGCUUAAUGUGAACAUCAGUAUUCCAGAAGAUAACCAACAAUUCUUUCUUUAUAAAAUUAAUUUUGAUAUCUGUAAGUAUAGGCAUUUGAUUGCAGUACAUGGCAUUACAUCAAGUGAAAUAAUCAGGUUUUGGCAGGAUUUGUCAUCAAACACUUCAGUUAUUUGUCUUUGAUUCUGUGUGAACACAUGAAGUGAAACGUAUUUAGUGUGAAAACGUCCAGGGCAACACCGAACAAAACCACAGCUGCAGAGAUGGCUUCAACGGAAGAAGGGCUGCACUGCUGGGGCAAAGUGCAGUGACAGCAUUUCUCUAUGACUUUCUGCUACUCUGAAAUAAAGUUAGUAAUUCACAAAGCACUUUUUCAUGUACAUACCCUGUGCAUGCAGGAUACUUUGGAAUACACCAUCCUGACUUCCUCUGGUGCUUCUCCAUGUGAUCAGCUAUAGCUACAGGGGUUCUACCUGAAUCGCCUGGAGUGUAUGAAAUGUCACCAAGGAAUAAUGCUUAUGCUAAGAAACUGGCUUUGGAGAUGCUUCCCAGAUUCCUGCCUGGAUUGCUUUUUUUGGUUUUACAAGUACAUCAUCCUUUGCCACUUUCAAGUACUCAUUCUGUGUCCAUCAUGAAGCUUCUGCUGCCCUUUU
Messenger RNA from Neopsephotus bourkii (Bourke's parrot), 1639 nucleotides. It is a transcript of the gene B3GALNT1, whose product is annotated as beta-1,3-N-acetylgalactosaminyltransferase 1 (globoside blood group). The transcript is spliced from 2 exons. Lineage: Eukaryota; Metazoa; Chordata; Aves; Psittaciformes; Psittacidae. The record is from RefSeq and is a predicted model, not a curated record. The coding region runs from base 60 to 1169 and encodes 369 amino acids. Gene Ontology annotation, cellular component: membrane. Gene Ontology annotation, molecular function: N-acetyl-beta-D-glucosaminide beta-(1,3)-galactosyltransferase activity.